This is a messenger RNA of Setaria italica (foxtail millet), 1167 nucleotides long. RefSeq names its product peroxidase N. Gene Ontology annotation, molecular function: peroxidase activity; heme binding. NCBI's taxonomy places the organism in Eukaryota, Viridiplantae, Streptophyta, Magnoliopsida, Poales, Poaceae. The record is from RefSeq and is a predicted model, not a curated record. The coding region runs from base 38 to 1021 and encodes 327 amino acids. Gene Ontology annotation, biological process: response to oxidative stress; hydrogen peroxide catabolic process. The transcript is spliced from 4 exons.
AUAGUCUAUAGAGGAGGAAGUAGUAACCGAGUAAGACAUGGAACACGCUUACUCCCGGUUGCUGGUUGUAUUUUCGGUUCUUUCACUGUGCCUCGGUAACCAGGGUGUGAGAUGUCAGCUCACCUCUGAUUUCUACGACGAAACAUGUCCUCAUUUGUACACUAUCGUGCAGCAGCAUGUGUUCACUGCCAUGAGAGCUGAGAUGAGGAUGGGCGCCUCCCUCCUCAGGCUCCAUUUCCAUGACUGCUUUGUCAAUGGAUGUGAUGGUUCAAUACUUUUGGACCGCAGCGAUGGCGAGAAGUUUGCACAACCCAACCUGAACUCAGUUAGAGGGUACGAGGUCAUUGACGCCAUAAAGGCUGAUCUCGAGAGCCUCUGCCCUGAGGUGGUGUCUUGCGCUGACAUCGUAGCCCUUGCAGCAGGCUAUGGAGUGCUCUUUAGUGGAGGGCCAUAUUGGGAUGUUCUUCUGGGAAGAAAAGACGGUCUGGUGGCCAAUCAGUCUGGAGCUGACAACGGCUUGCCUGCGCCAUUUGAACCGAUAGACUCCAUUAUUCAGAAGUUCAACGCCGUCGGCCUGAACACGACCGAUGUCGUGGUCUUAUCGGGAGCCCACACGAUCGGCCGAUCCCGGUGCGUGCUGUUCAGCAAUCGCCUGUCAAACUUCUCGGCGACGAAUUCAGUAGAUCCGACGCUGGAUGCCAGCCUCGCCGACAGCCUUCAGAGCCUCUGUGCAGGCGGCGACGGCAACCAGACCACCGCUCUCGACGUCAGCUCCGGCGACGUGUUCGACAACUACUACUACCAGAACCUCCUGGCCAAUAAGGGCCUGCUGUCCUCCGACCAGGGCCUCUUUUCAAGCCCGCAAGGCACUGCCAACACAAAGGAUCUCGUGCGGACCUACAGCCACGACGAGGAUCAAUUCUUCUGCGAUUUCGGCUGGUCCAUGAUCAAGAUGGGGAACAUCCCUCUCACGGGCUCGGAAGGGGAGAUCCGCAAGAACUGCAGGGUUGUCAACUCAUGAGGAGUGAGUGAUGCAUGCGUCUGUGGGAUCUAUUUCUUGCACUUGUUCGUGAGAAGGCACCAAAGUGUACGAUUAUGCGUGUAACGUUAAGCGGUUGCGUAGAAAGAUGGAAGAAUAAUUAAUAACACUUACAGAUUAGCCCGACA